ACGUCAACUACCUUCACCAAGCUCCCGAUCGAUCAUAGCAACGCCAACCCUCCAUCACCGCCCACAUCAACAUCAACACCUGCACGCUACUCUUGUCGACGAAUUACUCUACCCGUAUAUCAUCCAUAGCCAUUUCAACACACCGUCGAUAUCAUGGAGCGCUUCAGGAGUUUACUUGGUGGCGGUGGAAUGGGCCUUGGAGGAGCUGCACACGGCACUGAUAACACAAACCUGAUUGACAACUCCGAAACGGUCUAUAUCUCUUCCCUUGCCCUACUCAAAAUGCUUCGACACGGUCGCGCAGGUGUGCCCAUGGAAGUCAUGGGUCUGAUGCUUGGCGAGUUUGUGGAUGACUUCACUGUAAAGGUUAUGGACGUGUUUGCCAUGCCACAAAGCGGUACCGGUGUCAGUGUCGAGGCUGUGGACCCCGUUUUCCAGACCAAGAUGAUGGACAUGCUUAGGCAAACAGGAAGACCUGAGUCGGUCGUCGGAUGGUACCACUCGCAUCCCGGUUUCGGUUGCUGGCUUUCUUCCGUUGAUAUCAACACACAGCAGUCAUUCGAGCAACUGAACCCCCGCGCCGUUGCCGUCGUCAUUGAUCCUAUCCAGUCCGUGAAGGGCAAAGUCGUUAUUGACGCUUUCCGACUCAUCAACCCCCAGCUCUUGAUGCUUGGACAAGAGCCCCGACAGAGUACUAGCAACUUGGGUCACCUCAACAAGCCCUCGAUCCAGGCUCUCAUCCACGGCUUGAACCGACACUACUACUCGAUUGGAAUCAACUACCGCAAGACCGCGCUCGAAGAGAACAUGCUCAUGAACCUACACAAGCACGUUUGGACCGAAGCUCUGGAGAUGGACGACUUCCGACAUGAGGGUUGCAAGAACAAGGACAGACUGCAACAGCUGGUCUCAUUGGCGGAUGGCUACGAGAAGCGCGUAAAGGAGGAGACUGAGCUUACUAAGGAUCAGCUCAAGACUCGCUACGUUGGCAAGUUGGAUCCCAAGAAGCAUCUCGAGGAUGUUGGCCAGGAGCUCAUUGAGGACAACAUUGUCUCUGUGUCGAGACAAAUGAUCGACAAGGAGGCCACCAUGCCCAGGAAGGAGGGGCAAGCAGGGUCCAAGGGGCAAGUGAACGGCGAACAAAUGGACGUGGAAGAGGAGUUAUAAGCGAGAGGAAACGAACAGGUACCUUCAACAAGAAAUAACGAGGCCACGGGAUGGACUUGUAAGAUUAAUGGGCGUUGGCGGUCGGGACGGAAGAAUUAGAGACCUACCUAGCCAUGUCACGAAUUAUUGCACAAGGUUAGCAUGAUAGCAUGCAUGAAUUAAUUCCGCGUGUACUUUUUUUUUCGUUC
Molecule: messenger RNA, 1355 nt
Organism: Fusarium verticillioides 7600
Lineage: Eukaryota; Fungi; Ascomycota; Sordariomycetes; Hypocreales; Nectriaceae
Product: 26S proteasome regulatory subunit rpn11
Exons: 3
Coding region: 154-1167 (337 amino acids)
Biological process (GO): protein deubiquitination; proteasome-mediated ubiquitin-dependent protein catabolic process
Cellular component (GO): proteasome regulatory particle, lid subcomplex
Molecular function (GO): metallopeptidase activity; proteasome binding; protein binding
Source: RefSeq, a predicted model, not a curated record